Messenger RNA from Neocloeon triangulifer, 2568 nucleotides. RefSeq names its product muscle LIM protein 1-like. Gene Ontology annotation, molecular function: actinin binding; structural constituent of muscle. NCBI's taxonomy places the organism in Eukaryota, Metazoa, Arthropoda, Insecta, Ephemeroptera, Baetidae. The coding region runs from base 133 to 1707 and encodes 524 amino acids. The record is from RefSeq and is a predicted model, not a curated record. Gene Ontology annotation, cellular component: nucleus; cytoplasm; Z disc. The transcript has 12 exons. Gene Ontology annotation, biological process: muscle tissue development; sarcomere organization.
GUGUGCAAAGAAGGUGCCCAAAAGUAGUGGAGAUGCACGGCCGGCGACUAGUCAUUCGCCGUUGUGGCUCUCGUCGAUAUCGAACCGUCCUCUUCCCCCGACCUCUGGACCAUAAAUCAGUAGUGAGACAAAAUGCCUUUCAAGCCAGUUGAACACCCCAAGUGCCCGAAAUGCGGCAAGUCCGUGUACGCUGCCGAGGAGCGCGUAGCCGGAGGACUCAAGUUCCACAAGAUGUGCUUCAAGUGCGGACUGUGCAACAAAUUGCUCGACUCGACCAACUGCACUGAGCACGAAGGAGAACUCUUCUGCAAGGUUUGCCACGCGCGCAAGUACGGCCCUAAGGGCUACGGCUUUGGCGGCGGCGCUGGAUGCCUCAGCAUGGACACCGGCGAGCACCUGGAAGGCAAGCCUGAGGAGGCAACGAACGGACACACCAACGGGGUGGCCAAGGUCAAGACUGGCAAGGCCAAGGCCGCCGAGGGCGAAGGUUGCCCCAGGUGCGGCUGCAUUGUCUACGCUGCUGAGCAGAUGUUGGCCAGAGGAAGGGGUUGGCAAUCCUUUUACUGUCCUCGGUGCAGUCCCCAAUUAAUGCGUAGGAACUUGAAUGUCAAGCCUGUGCCGUCACGCUCGACAGACGCGUUACCUACGAUUUUGCAAGCGAUGAGGGAGAAGCACGAGGUACAGGGUAGAGACACCUUUAGACCGCCCCCGCCGAAAGUUUGCUACGGCAAGAGGUUUGGUCCCAAGGGCUAUGGCUACGGCCAAGGUGCCGGCGCCCUGCAGUGCGACGUGCUGAUGGAGGAUGGCGCGAACGCCCCCGUCGCCCCCAAGACUACUUUGGUGGACACGACCAGCAUAAAGGCGCCCCCAGGCCAGGGAUGUCCCCGCUGCGGAGGCUCCGUUUUCGCCGCCGAACAAGUCCUCGCCAAGGGCAGCAUGUGGCACCGCAAGUGCUUCAAGUGUCGCGACUGCACCAAGACCCUGGACUCAGUUCUUGCCUGCGACGGCCCUGACAAGGACGUUUACUGCAAGACCUGCUAUGGCAAGAAAUGGGGUCCCCACGGCUAUGGGUUUGCCUGCGGCUCUGGAUUUUUGCAGACCGAUGGCCUGAACGAGGCGCAAAUUUCUCAGCUGCGUCCCUUCUACAACCCCAACACGACCUCCAUCAAAGCCCCCGAAGGUCAGGGGUGCCCUCGCUGCGGAGGAAUGGUCUACGCUGCCGAGCAGCAGCUGGCCAAGGGCACUAUGUGGCACAAGAAGUGCUUCAACUGUUGCCAGUGCCACCGUCCUUUGGACUCGAUCCUGGCUUGCGACGGCCCUGACAAGGAGAUCUACUGCAAGGCGUGCUACGGAAAGAACUUUGGCCCCAAGGGCUUCGGCUACGGCCACUCCCCAACCCUUUUCUCUGCCAGUGAGACCAGCACUGCCCCAAGACCCAACGUCCAAAGAAGUGGCCCACAGGCACCUGAAGGCCAGGGCUGCCCCAGGUGUGGCCAGAUGGUCUAUGCAGCUGAACAGAUGAACAGCAAAAAUAGAAUUUGGCACCGUCGCUGCUUCACCUGUGGCGACUGCAACCGCUCUCUGGACUCGACAACCCUCAAUGAUAGCCCCGACGGAAAUAUUUACUGCAAAUCUUGCUACGGCCGCCGUUACGGACCCAAGGGAGUGGGCUAUGGAAUGGGCGCUGGAGUUUUAUCCAUGGCUUAAUUUUUUUACAGUUUUUUUAAGGUUUUGAGAGGCAAAAGAGGCAAAAGGGUUCAUCGAAGGAUGAUCAAAAAUCUGUUGGGCAGAAUUUUCAAAUUUUGUAAGAUUUAUAAAUAUAUUUUAAUCUCGACGUUCUUUCUUCUGCUCUCUAUUUUUUAAACUUCACAGUUGGCAAUCAUUACGAAAAAUACUGUGAUUUUCAUUAGCUAGAUUUUUUUAAUAAAAGCGAUCUGAGAAUUAAGUUGGAGAAGAUCUGUAUCAGACACUACUGGGGGUAAAUGCAAAUUUUGGGGUAGAUGCGGGCGUAGAAAAUUGACGAUUUUAGUCCCUUAUCCAACCGUCCUAGCGUGGGGGCGAGAUUCCAAAACUCCAUACAUCCCUAAUUUUGAUAGAAUCUUGCCCUUGCAGAGCACUGCAAUUUUAUUUCAAGGGAAGAUACUUUUGCAGUGCUCGAAUUUCUUGUAAAUUGGGCCUUGAAAAAAUGCCGCUUGGGCAUUAUUUUAAGUAUUCCCACGUCGGAAGACCACAGAAGUUCUAAUGAAUCUUUACAAGCAACAACUGAAAGGCAGGGAGCUCAAAUAUCUGCACUCAAGUGUUGUUUUCAAGAUUUUCGAUUUGUGUGGUUUGAUCAAUAAAGACUAACUUGUUAUCUGCAAUAUGUGACAGUAUCGACAAUAAGAUGUUCAUUUAAAUUUAACUCCAUUUUUGCGCUUUUAACAGUGGCUACUCUUAAUCAGGGUAAACUAUAGAUCGUAGCUUAUGUGCAUUUCUUUCAAUCAAUAUGCCAUCGGAGUAAUCAAAAUCAAUAUUAUAUUUUCUGUGUACUCGUGUUGUUCAUGAAUAAAAACUACAUAUUUAAUCAAA